AUGGAAAGCUACAUUGUGAUUUCUUUCAUCGGUGAAGGUUCUUUUGGUCGUGUUUUUAAAGCAAAGCAUAAAGAAACUGACGCAGUAGUGGCUUUAAAAGUUAUACGAAAGAAAGGUCGUUCACUGAAAGAUCUAAAGAACUUACGACUGGAAUGUGAUAUUCAAAGGCAGUUAAAUCAUCCAAACAUUAUUCGUAUGAUUGAUAGUUUUGACACGGAAACUGAACUUGUGGUUGUCACAGAAUAUGCAGAAAAAGAGUUACACAGUAUAUUAGCUAAAGAAGGAUGCUUGAACGAAGAUCAAGUUAAAAAAAUCACUUGGGAUUUAGUUUCGGCACUUUAUUAUUUACAUUCACAUAGAGUUUUGCACAGGGACUUGAAACCACAAAAUGUGCUUCUGGAUAGUUCAGGACGAGCGAAACUUUGUGAUUUUGGCCUUGCGCGUAUUAUGACAAAUUCUACACACAUUUUAACUUCAAUUAAAGGUACACCUCUGUAUAUGGCUCCUGAAUUAAUUGAUGAAAAACCUUAUGAUCAUCAGGCAGACCUGUGGUCUUUGGGUUGUAUAGUAUAUGAGCUAAUGGCUGGUCAACCACCGUUUUGCACAAUGUCCAUAUGGCAACUUGUGCGAAUGAUCCGGCAUAAGCCCGUGCAGUGGCCUAGUUUUAUCAGUGCUGAAGCACGGUCGUUUUUGCAAGGCUUGCUUCAUAAGGAUCCCAUAAAGAGGAUGAGCUGGACAGAGAUUUUGGAGCAUCCAUUUGUAGUUGGUCACAUACUAAUACUUCCUGAGGAUGUGCAGAGUGAAUCGCCAUUUACAAAACCACUGACCCACAGUCAACAAGAGGCGAAGCAGCUUCAGCGAGAUAAGAUAAGCAGUAACGCCAAGAACGCGAAAUCGGACAUCGGACCAUCGAAAGCUGGCAGGGAGCACGACUUGAGGGGCGUGCGCGUUGUUACGCAGGUGGCGGAGUGCGUCCCUAUGUCGGACGACGACAGCGUGAGGGCGACGAGCGCUUUCAGCGUCCGCGACAGCCUCAAGACCGACGACGAGGAGCAGCCGCAGCCGAUCACGGCCGCCAACGCGAAGCUCCUCCGGCACGAGUUCAGCGUGAUGAACAACUCGAACCUCGUCGUGUGCAACCUCGAGGGCAACAUGGCGCAGCUGUUGGCCAACGGCAGGCACGAGACGGCCAACCGCAUGCACAAGAUCGACGAGGAGAAGCACGACCCCGAGAAGACAGACGCGGAGCGAUCCGAGGGCGUGCGGAAACAGAAGACCGCGGAGACAGCGUCCCACAGCCUCGAGGGCCCGAAGAGCCCGCCGAGAUGCAGCGGCGACCAGCUCGGCUCCGGCCUGAGCAAGAGCGUCCCGCCGUCGUACAAACAGAAGAUACUGCAGUUCUCGAGGGAGAAACUGCGCUUCGGCAGCGGCGGAAACAGGCUGACGAGGAGCAUCAAGAGGUCGUUCCACUUCAGCCGGAGCCUCGACAAGGGCAGGCCGGACGCGCAGAGGCGCACGAGCGAACCGAACCUGCAGGCGCCUGGUGUCGUCGACGGGGAGAGAGAGAAAGUGGGACGUUCGAAAGAGGACAGGGAUAGGGACACCGAAAAGACCGAGGUCAUAGAGGAGACGGUCGAUGACAAAAAUGUUGCGAACAACGACUGCGCUGUCAGUGCUGAUAACCACGAAGUGAAGGAGCCGUCGACAAUUGAGUUAGAAGAAUGGGAAGCGUUCCUUAACUCUAACAUAACUGAAGUAAUGGAUGGCGACGUUGAAUCGCUCACUCAGCUGAAUAUGGUGAGUAUGGUGGUGGGGGUGGUUGGGAGUGCGGCGCGCGGGAGGGGGGGCGCCAGAGUCUGCGGUGCGGUCGCCGCCCUGUUAGCAAUGCCCGCCCUCUCCCACUCCCUGCCGAGGCAUACGCUGCUGACCAUACAGGACGUAUACCUAGAAGCGAAGGUUGUUUAUAACUUUGUGGCUGCGAUUAACACUUUGAUGAAGCACAAAGAUGACAAUGACGACGGAGCCGAAGACAGGUUCCAAGGCGUGAGUCGCAUGGUCGAGGUGUGCGCGUGGCUCUGCGUUCGCUCCUGCCGCGGCGUGCGUCAGUUGGCGACAGCCCUGAUCGCCUACAAGGCCGCCCCCGUCUUCACGAGGCUCCUGGCUAUGCCUUCGAGGGCGCCGCGGGCCGCGCUCAACACCGUCGGCCUCCUCAUCACCAUUCUUCAGGACCUGCCCGAGCACGCGGACGUCGUCGAGACGAUACUGUUCGAGGACGCCGCCCUCAACUUCCUCGCGCUGCUGGAGCAGCCGAGCGACGCGCUGAGAUUGAGGGUGUGCAUACUGAUCAGCCUGCUGUGCACCUUCUCGUGCACCGCCUUCUCUGCGGCGAUGCGGGGCAGGUGGACGGCGGCGGAGGGCGGCCGCCUGGAGGCGCUGCACGGCCACUGCAACGCCACCCUGAACAGGGCGGCGCGGCUGGCCACCAAGGAGCUGAGCAACAUGCCCUUCUACCUGUGGUGCAUUUACAUCAAGAUCAAAAACCUUCACCGUAGACUGGUUUCUUCCUAUUGGGCGUUUGUUUGUAGCGUGGGCGAUGCACUUAAUGGGCCCUGGGGGGUACCAAUUCUCGGUUGCUUGCCCUGGAUAAGCAAGGGCUCGCCGCACGCUUACUACUUGUCUCUUAGUGCCAAGUACGGAGACAUAUCAUCCGUAAAACUAGGCUCAAAUCUCGUUGUAUGCAUUGGGUCUGCAAGAAUAUUAAGGGACCUAUUCAACAGAUUCGAUUCUACCGGUCGUCCGCAGACUCCAUUGAAUACUUUGAUGGGCGGCCUAGGCAUAGUACUAAGCGAGGAUGUUUUGUGGAAACGGCAAAGGCAUUUCCUUCAUGACAAGUUUCGAGCCCUCGGCGUGAGCCUGUGGAAGAAUCAGCGAUUGGAACAGAUCGUAAUGGGAGAAGUUGAGGAGUUACUGGGCAAUUUAGAAAAACGGGGUGCUGAGCCAAUGGACCCUGUGCUGGUUCUUGGGAGGCACUUGCACAACGUAAUCUGUCUGUUGACGAUGAGCUAUCGCUUUGAAGAAGGCAAUAAAGAAUUUGUGACAUUUAACGAAAGUGUAUCCAGGAGUAUGAAUCUCUACGGCUCAAUACACAUUGGGGAGCACCUGCCGUACUACUUGGUAAUUAGAGAAAUGGGCGCGUUA
Messenger RNA from Iphiclides podalirius (scarce swallowtail), 3198 nucleotides. NCBI's taxonomy places the organism in Eukaryota, Metazoa, Arthropoda, Insecta, Lepidoptera, Papilionidae. The record is from the annotation of a GenBank genome assembly.